Messenger RNA from Gongylonema pulchrum, 906 nucleotides. The record is from the annotation of a GenBank genome assembly. NCBI's taxonomy places the organism in Eukaryota, Metazoa, Nematoda, Chromadorea, Rhabditida, Gongylonematidae.
AUGGACGAUGGAGCUUCGCCGGCAGCGCAGCAGCAGCCGCAGCAGCAGCAGACCGAUGAAGCAACAACGCUCAUCUCGCUUGCUCAAAAUUACUUACAUUCAUCACAAACUAACGGUACCGAAUCAGCAAACAUUCGAUUUCGUCCACCGUUCCUGCAAACUCCGAAGCACGACGCACGUGGCGAUGCAGUUGCACUAAUUGUAGAACAUCUCAUUCAGAGACAGUUCCCGCAGUGGGCUGCUUAUGUAGUGGCAUAUUCGCUGGUUGAUCUGUAUGCAAGUGAGCUGCAAACAGCAGAUGUCCCAUUUGAUGAGAAUGAUUACGAUGCUAUCGAUGCUACAGUCUGGUGCCCUAAAGUUAUCGUCCGCCUGCAGAGCUAUCUCACAAAACUGGCGGCCAGUUCUAUCCCCUUACCAGAGUACCAACCAGAUCCGGAUCAGCUCCUUUACUCAUAUUGUGCGCAAAGGAAUCGACGUGCCAAAAUGGAAGAUCGCUCUGAUCGAAGUCGUAAUCAGGACUCAUUUUUUGCCGUAUUCGAUGGGCAUAAUGGUGUCGAUUGCGCCAAUUAUGCGAGCUCCCAUUUCGCACGAUGUCUGAUCGAUAAUCCCGAAUAUGCUACAGGCAGUAUUGAGGAUGUAAUGAAAAGAGCGUUCAGUACACUUGAUAAAAGACUUACGGUUCGAUGCAAACGUGAGCACAUAAAAAGCGGAACAACGGCUGCAUGUGCAUUUUUGCGUGCUCGUCGUCAUCUUUGUGUUGGCUGGUGCGGCGAUUCAGCUGUGGCUGUUUUGCGGAAAGAUGCGGUGCGAACAUUAUCGUCAGCCCAUUCACCGAUGGUUGAGGUAAGGUCUCCUCACUGUUUCGUUUCUCAGCAGCUCAAAUUUAUAAAAAUUCUGACAAAGUGA